Molecule: messenger RNA, 450 nt
Organism: Dibothriocephalus latus
Lineage: Eukaryota; Metazoa; Platyhelminthes; Cestoda; Diphyllobothriidea; Diphyllobothriidae
Source: the annotation of a GenBank genome assembly
GCGAAACUGCGGUUGGAGUCCUCCUCCUCACAACAGCUGACACAUUCAGAACUGCUCCGUCUGUCUGAUGAGAUCGACCACUGCGAAACGCAGUUGGCGGUGGAAUCGGUGUUGCUGUCUAAGAUUCCGUGUCCAUGGCAGGGCGUGCUGCAGUCCUGGAUAAGCGGCAUGAAGCAGGAGGUGGAUACAGCACGAACAACUACUCAAAAGGCCCUGGCAACGCUGCACACCGGACAUGCGCAGGAGAACCAGGUCCGACUACAGGAAAGGCUGAACGACAUGCGUUCUAAGACCGUCGACACCACUGAUUCGUCUCGUCUUCGCCUGCCAAUGCUGGCGCUGUCUCCCUGUCUACCUCACGCUCGGGGUAGAUUACCUGUUAGAGCCGCGCGUGUUUUGGAACCGGCCUCACGCGAGCUCGUAGACUACCAAGAGGCAUCAGUUCAAUGA